AUGCCCGGUAACGAUGUCGACCAUGUCUCUCGCCCGCUCGACCACAGCGGACCACAUCAUUUCCGCCGCAAAUCCUCCCAGAGCUCUAACGAUCUCUUCUACGAUGCUCCUCUCAACCAGUCGAUUAAUGCCUCCUUAGCCGACUCGACCUUGUCACCUCCCCGCGCCCCCCUGCGAACAGUCACCUUCCCCUUGCGCGAUCUUCCGGGUCCCCACCAAGAAAGUGGUCGAGCGUCCCCGGAUCCCCACGAGUUCUACCGCCAGUAUCCACGUCCAGACAUCAAUACGGGUAGACAGCACCAAGCACGCGACAGUGCCAGCAAUAAAACACGACCUCCUCAAUUCCAGCGAAUUGCUUCGUUGCCAACUUAUGACACUCUCGACUCAUCCUGCACGAAUUGGGGAUCGCAAAACCGCUCCGUAUCAGAUACUUCAUAUCGAGGAUUGGAUGGCACCAAAGCAACUUCCAAGAACCCAGUAUCGAACCCCCGGCCCCGCCAGGUCUCCUUCAAGGACCUUAUCAAUAAAUUCGAAAAAACCAAUGACCAGGUCCUUCCCAUGCCACCUCGAUUCCAAGAUAGAUCAACAUCUGCAAGUCCGGCCGGCAGCCCGACAUCAACGAAAUUUCCACCGGGUGACCGGUGGAACAUGAUUAAAGCCUCAGCACAAAAUGAUGAUGGGGAUACCGUUGCACCCGCGGGCACGGUCAGUGAAACCAACGGUAAGGCGCAGACCAGCGUGGAUUCCAGACCAACCAUACCUCGACGGCCAUUGAGGUUUGGCGAGCGUCUUGCAGUUGAUACCAGCGUUCACAAUUCUGCAGCUGGGAUUCCUCCUCACAUGCGUCGAGGGUCCGAAGGCAGUAUCCCUAGUCCUAACCCAGCAACCAUUGAUCAAUUCGGCCCUUCCUCUGGCCGAUCACCCUUAACUCCGACGGCCUGGUAUCUGGGGAAAACACCAUUUUUAGAAGCCGUUGACCCAAAUGCGGAUGCCAGUCGAUCACAUCGAAGAGCAAGAAGCGACCUUCCUGGGACAACCUCUGCUGGUUUCGCUGCUUCAAAACUGGGGUGGUCGUCUUCUCACAUGGCAGCAGCUGGAUCUGCCCCCUUGCCGCAGCAGUCGCCAAGCGUCAGCACGUCUCCCGGGAGCCCGCAUUCCAAGUCACGCAUUCCUAUCUCAUCCCGCCAUUUGAGCUCCGCUUUCGUCUCGGAUGCUUCUCCCCCCAGAGCCGCUCCCCCGACAACUUUCAGCAGCCGCUCCGCCGCGCAGAUCGCCCUGCCACCGAAAGGCAUCAGCCGCCUGCCUAUACCGUCAUCUCCUCCCGAUUCCCUUCCGGGAAUGUCGGAUUAUGACGACCCGGAACCGUUUGCGACGGGCUCGAUGGGGACGGUCCAUGGUCGAGUCCGUCAACAGCAAUCGUGGAGGAAUCCUCUCUUGCAGGCGUACAUAGCUGCGCCGCCUCCGCAGAAGUCAACGCCCCCACUGCGCAGCUCUCGACCCCGCAAGCCAGUUUCCAAUGCGACUUCUCCGACCGACUCAGGAUCCAAAGUCGUGGAAAGAGUAUCCAGCAUCCAACGACGAAUCACUCGCGACCGUGAGCUCCGAGGAUCCCGCCGGGAGCGCAAACUGCCCGAGCUGGGUCAUGUCGAUUUUGCAACCCGGCGGCAGCGAAUCCAACAAGCCUUUAAUCGAACCGUCCAAGAGAAUGAACGAAAAGAGGAAGAAGCAGCGGAACUUCGACGUCAGGUUGAACCAAGAGAAGAAGAGAACGUGGACGACCGCCAUCCACCCUCGCACGGACAGCUGCAGCAACAAAACCAAUUUGAUAGUGUGCCUACUCCAACAGCAGAGGAUGGAGCCACGGUAAUUGACGACCAAGUCGAGACGUGUCAUGACGAGCACCAACCACAACCAUCCGCACAUCAACAUCUAACUAGUAAUAAUAAUAACCACUACCCAUCUAUCUCUGAACCCGAACCUUCUCGUUUUCUCCCUUCACUUCACAUCGAUACCCGUCUUCCGCCAUUGCCAGAGCUUCCUAGUGCAACGACGGCUAUGGAUUCUCCCACUUUGGGGCUUCCAAUGGUCUCGGGCAGAGACGCCACUAUUCCCCGUUCCGAACCCAAGUCGUCUCACCUGCAACCCAUGUCGGCGGUCACCUUAGAAUCCACCGACACUCAUGUGACGACGCUCGACCCAGAACCCCAGAGUGGGUUGGGCCACCCCCAACAACUGGAUACGUCACAUCGAACUUUGCUGAGUCAGAUCAUGCAAUUCCGGGAGUCUAGCCCGAGCGAUGAAUCCUCCUGCGACGAACCAGACUACAGUCUUUCGGACAACGAUGAAAAGGAAUCUAUUCCUAUCAUGCUCAGGGACGGUGCCCGCUUUGAGGAAUCCGUGAAUGGCAACGGCAGUGAUGAUCAAGACACAUGUGAUGCGUCGGACAAUUCGCAGGACCAGGCCGGCGAUGAGCCGCCCAGCAACCGCUGGAGCGCAAGCUCCUGGUCUUCUUCACUUCGUCAACAUUUUGCAGAGGCCCGAUUCGAGAAUGGCAGCGGGGAAGAUCUUUCUCACGUUGCUGCCUCCGCAGAUGACAGUGAAGUGACUACUCAAUCAUGCUCGGCUUCAUCAAGUACGCCACCGUCGGUUAUCGGUCAUCUUACCGUCACACCGCCACAGCCUUCAGCAGGAGCUUUCGAUUCUAAGAGUGAACAGACAUCUACCCGUAACACUCUCGGGCGUUCGAGCGCUCCAAGUUUGGCACGACUCGGCGGCUGGGAUUCCAAGCGGGUCACGCAGCUUUAUUUCGAAGAGCUGGCUCGUGGUCGGGGUCCCAACCUGUCAGCUCCAGGAGCCAGUUCGUCUCCGGAGCCCCGACGCCCUGAUCUUACGGACCAGAGAUCGGAUGGCCGUACAGACAGUCUCACGGAUGAUCCGGUCCUUGUCUCAAGUCUUGGCGAUGUUCCCGGGACCGAACAGCCUCGGAAUUCAGCCACUUUGCUCUUCCGGGAUGAUUGGGAGCAUGCAUCUCCGUCCAUUGCUGAUUGGAUGCAAGUUGCAGCUGACAGUGAUUCGUCAGAAGGGGAGAGAAUUGUCAGGACUCGUAAACGCAAUGACGAUCUAGCUCGUUACGAAAAGUCCAAGACACAAACACAAUCAUCCGGUGCGGACGAGUCGCAAAACAAUCUCGGUCUGGCCAUCAACGUCCAAAAACCACAGGCGCAUAACUCUUCGGAGGGUAAUUCGUCUGAACAGCAGGGUGCACAAUCAACGGAGCCGGCUGAGACUACACCAAAAGAAACUACCACGAGACAACCACCACCUUUGCCACAUCAGCCAAAGGUUUCUUCAGAUGCACCAUCAAGACAAGUGCAGCAGCGGCCACCUUCUCAUGUGCCGACACAAAGUGGCAAUUAUACGCCAUUGGGACUUGUUCAGAGCACUGAAAGCAGCGAAAGCUCUUCGCUACAGUAUAUUGAGACCACCUCCUCGCUUCGAGCUCACGCCGUCGGCUCAUCAGUAACUUCUUUGGCUCCUUCUCAGUCAGAGCAGACCAGCCUCGAUCUUAAGAGACCCUCGCCAUCCCCCGAACAACGGCGUCUCAAGAAACGACGCCAUGUCAUCAAGGAAUUGGUUGAUACGGAAUACACUUUCGGCCGAGAUAUGAAGGUGGUCGAUGACAUCUACAAAGGAACUUCGAGCUCAUGCUUGGAUCUUUCUACGGAUGAUGUCAAAAUUCUCUUUGGCAACUCGGAUCAAGUGGUCCAGUUUUCCACGGCCUUCCAAGACACACUGAAGCGUUCUGCCAAGAGUAUAUACGUGAUGCCGAAAUCUCAACGAUGGAGCAGCAAACGCGUACGCAACAGGCAAUUGAAUGGUGCCAGCGAAGAGCAAUCCUUUAUGCCUGGCACAGAAGCGUCAGACUUGGAGAAAGACCAGGCCACCUUCGUUGGCCAGGCUUUCAUGGCGCACAUGGCGCACAUGGAGAAGGUUUACACUGACUACCUGAAAAACCAUGAUGCCGCCAAUAAGAAGCUGCAAAUCCUGCAGAAAAACCAGAAGGUGACCAUCUGGCUUCAAGAAUGCCGUGACUGGGCGUCGGACCUUACAACUGCAUGGGACCUGGACUCACUGCUCGUCAAGCCUGUGCAGCGGAUUCUCAAGUAUCCUCUCCUAUUGUCCGAGCUCCUGGACUCCACACCCGCAGAGCAUCCUGACUAUGCAUCGCUGGUCAAUGCUCUCGAAGAGGUCACUAACAUCUCCGUCCGCAUCAACGAGAUGAAAAAGCGAGCUGAUCUUGUGGGCCAAGUGGUAGGCCGCAAGAGGAACCAGUCCGAUGUGCGAGCCGGUUUAUCCAAGGCGUUUGGCCGUCGUUCGGACAAAUUGCGACAACAAGUCGGCAACGUGGCCGAUAUGUUCGAAGACAAGGAGUAUAACUCGCUGUCCCAGCGGUUCGGCGACAGCUACUUCCAGAUGCAGGUUGUCAUGCGGGAUGUUGAGUCGUACACUCAGGAAGCUCAGGGUUCUAUGGACCGCUUCAAUGAGUUCGUUCUUGCUAUUGAGAGCUACGUCGAUGUGGCGCAGUCCAGGUUUACCGAUUUGGAGCAGCGGUGGCGGCAACUGAAGACUGUUGUUCAUGAUAUUAUGACGGUGGCACUGCCUGAACAUCUUGACAUUGUUCGGAAGAGUGUGAUUGAUCCGAUGAUUUCACUACUCAAGCUCUACGAUGGACCACAAAGGGUGAUGCGCAAACGCGACAAGCGACUCCUAGAAUAUGUCCGCUUCACUGCCGUCAAGGAUCGAGGAGACAAGCCAGACAAGAAGAGUGCCGAACAAGCCGAACAAUUUGUGGCCCUGAACGAAACUCUCAAGGAUGAAUUGCCGAAGCUCUAUUCUAUGACUGCCCGAUUGAUGGAGGCGUGUUUGAAGAACUUUGUUCAGAUCCAGACUACCUGGCAGAACAUUCAGCAGAAGAGGCUCACACCUUUGGUCGACUCGUUCCCUGAUGAUGUUGAGCAGAUCUUCAACGAGUGGGCUUCGGACUUUACCUUCUCGGAUGCGCAAGUGCUGUCACUUGGAAUUUGCAAUGGAUCUUUGCUUGUCGACACUAUUGGUCAGCCCAACUACAGCACACCGUCUAUUGGACCAAAGUCACGGAGGCCGUCCACGGUUAACAGCGCCAGCACACGUGUCGGGUCCGCCAUGGACGACUCGCCUAAAGUCUCUCACGAGUUCAAUACGAGCAACCCGUCCUUCCAGUCUCCCGCAGUGGACAGCCAGUCCUUUGUCUCUGUCGGCCGCCGUCGUGCUGACUCUGCUGUCUCUGGCCGGGGCGCAAGUGCACGUAGUGUUCGGGCAUCAUCACCUGAGCCAGCGCAGAAUGUCACCAGCGCUCCGACCAGCAAUCCUAAUCCGGAGCCAGUUCCCAGCUUGCCGCAGCUGAGUCUCGAAAGCCCGUUCUUGGGUGAUAUCAUCAACACCACGGCUGGUGAUAACCAACCCGCCACCCCUGCAGGUGGUCGCUACUCCGGCUUCUUCUCAUCGGCCAUGCCCAUGUCCGACAACCCAGAGGACAAUGAGCCUGACCCUAUCGAUGAGCAUCCCAAGGAACCCAAGGUGCUUUUCCUCGCGGCGAGUAUCUACGAAUUCAAUAUCGAUCGCGCACGUCGCGAAGCGGGCUAUCAGUACCUGACCUAUGUCGCGGGUGAAAUCUUCGAUGUGAUUGCCGAAAAGGGCGAAUUGUGGCUCGCCAGAAACCAGGAUGAUCCGACACAUCAAGUCGGAUGGAUCUGGAAUAAGCAUUUCGCCAAGCUGUCUGGCUAG
Molecule: messenger RNA, 5823 nt
Organism: Aspergillus glaucus CBS 516.65
Lineage: Eukaryota; Fungi; Ascomycota; Eurotiomycetes; Eurotiales; Aspergillaceae
Product: putative Rho guanyl nucleotide exchange factor
Exons: 2
Coding region: 1-5823 (1940 amino acids)
Biological process (GO): intracellular signal transduction
Cellular component (GO): cytoplasm
Molecular function (GO): guanyl-nucleotide exchange factor activity; protein binding
Source: RefSeq, a predicted model, not a curated record